AUGGUUCUGAGGAAGCGAAAAAGUUUUAGGAUGGCAAAGACGGACAGUGGGAAGGAUCUCUGUAAGUACGAGCUGGAGAGGCACAAAGCCAGGCCUGGUGUUCCACCCCGGGGCAAAGAGGGCUCCCCAUGGCUGGCCCAGGCCGGGGGGCCCAAGGGCAGGCCAAGGGCAAGGCUGGGGAAGAGGGGUCCCCGAGCCGAGCCGGGCCUGCAGGACGCAGGGGCGUCGGACAGCACAGAGGAGCAGGCGGUGAAGAAGACGCCCUUCGAGAGGGUCCUGCACGACAUGGCCCACAGAGAGGCGGUGGUGAAUGACAUCAUGCUUGGCCGCCGCGUCGGCUUCUACGAGCUGCGGGGCGAGAUCGGCACUGGAAACUUCUCCCAGGUCAGGCUGGGAGUCCACGCCCUCACCAAAGAGAGGGUUGCAGUGAAGAUCAUGGAUAAGGUGCGUCUGGAUAAGAAGUCUAAGGGGCUGUUUGUCUCAGAGAUCUGCUGCAUGGAGAGGCUGUCGCACCCCAACAUUGUGCGGCUGUAUGAGGUGCAUGAGACCCUGAAGCGCCUCUACCUGGUGAUGGAGUACGCUGGGGGAGGAGAGCUGUUCUCCCGCAUCAGCACCAGGGGGCGCCUGUCAGACCUGGAAAGCAAGCUCAUCUUCGCCCAGAUCAUCUCCGCUGUCAAACACAUGCAUGAUAACAACAUUGUGCACAGGGACCUGAAGGCGGAGAAUGUCUUCUACACCACGAGCUACUGCAUCAAGGUGGGCGAUUUUGGCUUCGGGACGCUGAGCGAGCCGGACGAGGCGCUCACCAACUUCUGCGGCUCACCCCCGUACGCCGCACCCGAGCUCUUCCGGGAGAAGGAGUACGUGGGGCGGCCGGCGGACGUGUGGGCACUGGGCGUGCUGCUGUACUUCAUGGUGACCGCCUCGCUGCCGUUCAAUGGCGACAACCUGCACCGUCUGCGGCGCUGCAUCCUGCUUGGCGCCUACGCCAUCCCGCCGCACGUGGCCGAGCCCUGCCAGCAGCUCAUCAAGGCCAUCCUGCGGCCGGUGCCCGCCGACCGCCUCUCUCUGCCGCAGAUCAUGGGCAGCGACUGGCUGCGCGGGAUCCAGUACCCGCCGCCGUACCCCCCCGCCGCCCUCACGCCCGCCCACCUGGCCGACCCCGCCCGCGCCCUGUCCGCCGAGGAGCUGGAGGUGAAGGCGGCCCUGCGGGACCUGGGCAUCAGCGACGCCCUCCUGCAGAACAACGCCUGCCCGGACUCCCGCAGCCCGGUGACCGGCGUGUACCGCGUCCUGCUGCAUCGCGUGCAGAAGCGGCGGUCCGUGGAGGCCGUGGGCUACACCGCCCUCUGCCCCGAGGACUUCCAGCCCAGCGGACACUGGACCAGAACCACCAACAAGCACAACCCCACCACCGUCUGCAGCAUCCUGUGA
Messenger RNA from Megalops cyprinoides (Indo-Pacific tarpon), 1434 nucleotides. Its product is annotated as serine/threonine-protein kinase NIM1-like. NCBI's taxonomy places the organism in Eukaryota, Metazoa, Chordata, Actinopteri, Elopiformes, Megalopidae. The transcript has 4 exons. Gene Ontology annotation, biological process: protein phosphorylation; intracellular signal transduction; microtubule cytoskeleton organization. Bases 1 to 1434 code for a protein of 477 amino acids. The record is from RefSeq and is a predicted model, not a curated record. Gene Ontology annotation, cellular component: cytoplasm. Gene Ontology annotation, molecular function: ATP binding; tau-protein kinase activity; protein serine/threonine kinase activity.